GAGUGAUAUCGCGUCGUUCUUGAAUUCCUCUGAUAAGAAUAAAACUGCACCAACCAGUUCGGGGUGAUCCGUCGUUUGCUUAUUCGCUUUUCCACAACACUCUAAUAAUCCUAGUUAUUAUUCAUUAAUAUUAGUACAAUUAAUAUUACUCGCAUAAUUACGGGUUGCACAACGACACGGUGUGUUAAAUUUACUGUAAAUUUAUAUACGUAGGUAUGUACAAUAGUGCCAAUUUGUGCCAUAGUCGACAGUCGCCUACAUCGCUGAAACGUUAACAAGUAGUAAGAUGCAUAUAUCCUACCACAGUGAAGAUCGUGAAUAGUGAAAUCGUGAAACGUGAUUAUUAUAACAAGCAGAUAAAUUAUUAAUUGAGUGAUCUCAGCAACAGUUUCAUAAUAAACUAAGUACAGCAUAACAACAAUAACAAUAAUAAUAAACCAAGUUGCGUAAUUAAUAUCAGUGGAGAGCUGCUGCUGCAAAACAUCUGAGAAGUCAUGAUGCAGUCAAAGUACUGCUCCAGAAGUUAGAGAAUUUCACAGAUAUUAUUAGCGGCAUCCUGCCUCCUACGCUGCAGCCAGUCACACCCCUAACGCUAAGAUGACAUAGGAUGGGUUGGGCGGCGCUCGGGCGGCGUGCAGGUGGUGGCAGCCGCCCCCCUGUCUCCCCCCUCCUGUCGCUGUCUAUCGCCUCCCUCGCUGGCUCCUUCACCCUAGCCAUUCUCUGCAUCCUUACCCUCACCCUCACCUUGGCGACCCUGGCGCACGCCGAGGACAUCUUCGAGGAGGGGAAAUCGGACAAGGAAAUCCUGGACAACCUGCUGCUGUCGACCCGAUACGACAAGCGGCUUCUGCCUCCGGUUCAAGGUACUCUGCGGCCCCCGCCCCACACCCGCCAAGAUGACUACACCCCCGACCUCGAACCCCAUGACCCAGACCACCCCGAGCACCUCCACCACCACAGGCACAACCAUCAUCAUCACCAUCAUCAAACAUCACCACACAAUCACAGCACACAACAAACUCCCCGACGAAAGGGCACUCUGACCGUGAACGUAAGCGUGCUGCUAUUGAGUCUGGCUUCGCCGGACGAGUCAAGCUUGAAAUACGAGGUAGAGUUCCUCCUGCAGCAGCAGUGGUACGACCCUCGUCUGCGUUACAGCAAUCGUUCGAGCUACGAGUUCUUGAAUGCAAUUCACCACCACAACGAUAUCUGGCUGCCGGAUACCUACUUCAUUAUGCAUGGAGACUUCAAGGAUCCCCUAAUCCCGGUGCACUUCGCCCUGAGGAUAUACAGGAACGGGACUGUGAACUACCUGAUGAGGCGUCAUCUCAUACUUUCGUGUCAGGGUAGGCUCAACAUAUUUCCCUUCGACGAUCCAAUGUGUUCAUUCGCCAUCGAAAGCAUUUCGUACGAGCAAACGGCGAUAACCUACGUUUGGAAGAACGACGAAGGGACCCUUCGCACCAGCCCAAGCCUGACCACCCUGAACGCAUAUCUCAUUCAGAACCGAACCAUACCCUGCCCCAUCAAAGCCAGCUGGCGGGCUGACGGACAGCUGAUACCUGACUACGAGGAUGAUGAUGAAUUCGAUGAAUUUGGGGACUCAAAGUGUUCGCUGUGCCAGCGCAGGUUUGAGGAACAAGGUAAUUACAGUUGCUUGAAAGUUGAUCUCAUUUUCACGAGAGAUCGAGCCUUCUACUUCACCACCGUCUUUAUACCCGGAAUCAUCCUGGUCACAAGCUCUUUCAUCACGUUCUGGCUGGAGUGGAACGCGGUGCCAGCGCGCGUCAUGAUUGGGGUGACUACGAUGCUCAAUUUUUUCACAACCUCAAAUGGCUUCCGCUCGACGCUUCCGGUCGUGUCAAAUUUGACUGCGAUGAACGUAUGGGAUGGUGUCUGCAUGUGCUUCAUUUACGCCAGCCUCCUCGAAUUCGUAUGCGUGAAUUACGUGGGCAGGAAACGGCCUCUUCACAAUGUCGUCUACCGCCCAGGCGAGAAUCCCGUCACCCAGCGGCUCCCGGCGGUGCUCAGCAGGAUAGGCAUAAUAUUGGCCAGCCCCCUGAAACGGGAGGGUGGCGGAGCAACGGUACCAGGGGGUGGAGGAGGGGCGCCGAAUGAAAUCGUCACCUGCACAAAUUGCGGACCGAAUCCAUGCACGCACACAGCAACGAACGGAUGUGCAGCCGAGUGCUGCUUUGUGCAGGUGAGAAAAAAGGAGCCGCCGCAUCCUAUAAGAGUGGCAAAAACGAUCGACGUCAUAGCAAGGAUCACGUUUCCGACAGCCUACGCCGUGUUCCUAAUAUUCUUCUUCAUCCACUACAAGGGAUUCUCCUAGAGUUUGGCAAAUCUACGGAUGAAAACACGACGACGAAAUUUCAAACCCUCAGCGAAUUAUAGAUGCUUUGUGAAGAUUAAUUAUCGACAAGUCGAUAAAUGCUGGCAAUCUCACGUUGCACCGAAGGAAAAUUAAGAAGAAUAAAAUAAAAUACCGCGAGCAUUAAAACCAACUCGUUCCUGAUGCGUUAAUUAUACAUACAUUCGUGACAUAACUAUAAUAGCAAUAAGAAUUAUACAGUACAUACGCAUACUUAGUAUAAAUUAUACCUAUAUGUAUAAUAUAUAAUAAUAUACAUACAAAAUAUAAUAAUGAUAAUCAAUGAACGAUUCGUGUAAGAUUGAAAUGCGACAAAAUAUACCGACGUAACAAGUAGGAAGAGCCGAAAUUAAAUGAAAAUGAAUCGAAAUCAUUGUGCAAUAAAUGCUUAAUUUAAAGAAAAAAUAC
Diprion similis is the source of this 2782-nucleotide messenger RNA. RefSeq names its product glutamate-gated chloride channel (gene pHCl-1). Bases 608 to 2335 code for a protein of 575 amino acids. Gene Ontology annotation, cellular component: neuron projection; synapse; membrane. Gene Ontology annotation, biological process: signal transduction; nervous system process; chloride transmembrane transport. Lineage: Eukaryota; Metazoa; Arthropoda; Insecta; Hymenoptera; Diprionidae. The record is from RefSeq and is a predicted model, not a curated record. The transcript is spliced from 14 exons. Gene Ontology annotation, molecular function: transmembrane signaling receptor activity; chloride channel activity; extracellular ligand-gated monoatomic ion channel activity.